Messenger RNA from Oikopleura dioica, 336 nucleotides. The record is from the annotation of a GenBank genome assembly. NCBI's taxonomy places the organism in Eukaryota, Metazoa, Chordata, Appendicularia, Copelata, Oikopleuridae.
AUGAAAUUGUUUUCAAUACAAAGGUUUACGAUACAUUUCGCAAUCGCAGUAGCUCUGAAUGAAACCAAUAAUGACACAGAAUUGAUUCUUUCUUCUUUGACCCGAUGCGGGAGCGGGUUUAAAAUGAUCAGAGGAGAAUGUGUGGAUAUUGACGAAUGCAGAUACGGCCACAACUGUGACGGACGGACUUGUGUGGACAUCAACGAAUGUGCUAACAGUGCGAAUCCAUGUGAACAACUUUGCGAAAAUUUGUACGGACACUUCAAGGUAAUGGCCUUCGCAGCGACUAGUAAAAAGCCGGAGCGCUGGUUCAAGGUCGAUCCUGUUUCGCUGUAA